Cladophialophora bantiana CBS 173.52 is the source of this 789-nucleotide messenger RNA. RefSeq lists its product as uncharacterized. The record is from RefSeq and is a predicted model, not a curated record. The transcript has a single exon. Lineage: Eukaryota; Fungi; Ascomycota; Eurotiomycetes; Chaetothyriales; Herpotrichiellaceae. Bases 1 to 789 code for a protein of 262 amino acids.
AUGGAAGUCGACCAGAUUUCCAAGAGGACAUGCGAACAGAUGUUGCUUAACACUUGUAUGACUGUCGACCUUCCGAACAAUCGCCUUCUCAAACCAGUUGUCGCCAGCGACAAAAAAUUUUUGUUUUCGAUCAUCGGAUCCAUCGAUAGCGGACUACCACUCAAUUAUUUCUGGAGCGGAUUACCUACUCCCUUUCCAAUUCCUUCCCACCAUCGGCUGUUCGUCCCCGAACUCUACAACCGCAUGCAGACUUUGGCGCUCAGACGCGGCCUUGGAAACGGUCCGCACGACUAUCAUCUAGUCCCUGUGGACCUUUGCCCUCCUUGCUGGCAUAAAGGCGCAGCGAGAGAUGCGAUCGUCUUGGACGUCAACAACAAGACGCACGACGAAUGGAUCGAAGAGAAGUUCGGGGAAUACCCAGGGGUGACAAGAUCUGGCGUACGGCGCACAGGCACGUUGAGGGACGGUCGUUUAAGCGGCUACCAGCCACAGGCUCAACCUCAACCCCAACCUCCUCCGUCACUGUCCCCAGUCAAUCAGCCUCAGCCUGCAAUAGCUAUGGCGGCAUUGCUGGCUCAGCGAGCCCCGCAUGCACCAAUGCCAGCGAUAGACCCGCGUUUUGAGGGCCCUGUGGUCGCCGCGUUCGGGUCGACGCCUAUAUCGCCUGUGCAUUUCACCAAUGCUGAGGGUAGCUUCUCUUGUUAUGUGGAGGCUGCUCAUCGGCGUGAAUAUGAGGAGGCGGCGGUAUCCCCGUCUCAUACUGAUGGAUCUGAUGACGAACCUCACUAG